Messenger RNA from Trifolium pratense (red clover), 1498 nucleotides. Its product is annotated as GDT1-like protein 3. The record is from RefSeq and is a predicted model, not a curated record. Lineage: Eukaryota; Viridiplantae; Streptophyta; Magnoliopsida; Fabales; Fabaceae. The transcript has 9 exons. The coding region runs from base 420 to 1280 and encodes 286 amino acids. Gene Ontology annotation, biological process: manganese ion transmembrane transport; Golgi calcium ion transport; Golgi calcium ion homeostasis. Gene Ontology annotation, molecular function: manganese ion transmembrane transporter activity; calcium ion transmembrane transporter activity. Gene Ontology annotation, cellular component: Golgi apparatus.
GACCUGCUUGCUUAGCUUCUAGGCAAGAGAACGAAGAGGGCGAGUUCUGAAGCUUUUGUCAUCAUAGCGGCAAAAACUCGCAAAGCCAAAAAAAAAAAAAAAAUCAUACAAAAUGCGUAAAGUAGCGAAAACACUCUUUAGGGAUCUUGCAUCGAACAAGAAAGAUCUCUCCAUCAUUUCAUUUCAAUUUACGCAAUCGUAAACUCAGAUCCGAAUCAAAUCAUAACCAGAUCCCGCUAAAGAUCUCUCCCUCUCUCUCUCUCUCUCUCACACUUUCUAAUUUUCUUCCUUUUUUUUACUCAAAACAAGAAAAAUUAAUAUAAUCAUAAUUUAAAUAAAAUAAUAAUUAUUAAUUUUUCUUUUUAUUCUCAAUUUUCUUCUUCUUCCCUCGCAAAUUCAACCUCCACAGAUUCACCACCAUGGCGCUUCAAUUCAACAAUCGAAGAACCGUUAUCGCUCUUCGUCUCUUUCUUCUUCUCUGCUUCGUCUUUCAAACCUUUGCUCAGGAUUCUCUAGCACACGACGAGAGGCAAGAUUCCGAUGGAUCUGUGGAUCUCGGUCGCCGCGCCAAAGUUGCGUUGAAUGAUAUAGAGAAUGGUUCGGUUAUUUCUCUUAGCUUGGAUUCAUCUGGCGUUGGACUAUUCGAUGCUUUCUUUGCUAGUUUAUCAAUGAUUCUCGUCAGCGAGAUUGGGGAUGAAACAUUUAUUAUAGCAGCUCUUAUGGCUAUGCGUCAUCCUAAGUCAAUUGUCUUGUCUGGUGCACUCUCCGCCUUGAUUAUAAUGACGGUACUUUCUACUGGACUAGGAAGGAUUGUGCCAAAUUUGAUUUCAAAGAAGCAUACAAAUAGUGCUGCCACAGUUCUCUAUCUUUUCUUUGGGUUACGACUGCUGUACAUUGCUUGGAGAUCAGAUCCAAAAUCUUCACAGAAGAAAGAAAUGGAAGAAGUUGAAGAAAAACUAGAAAGUGGACAAGGGAAAACUUCAUUUCGGCGGUUCUUUUCAAGAUUUUGUACACCCAUAUUUUUGGAGUCUUUUGUUUUAACAUUCCUUGCUGAGUGGGGUGACCGUAGCCAGAUUGCAACAAUUGCACUGGCAACACACAAAAACGCACUCGGAGUAGCAACUGGGGCCACUAUAGGACACACAAUCUGUACCUCAGUGGCAGUGGUGGGAGGAAGCAUGUUGGCAUCUAGGAUUUCCCAGCGUUCUGUAGCCACUGUCGGUGGCCUUCUCUUCCUUGGUUUUUCUUUGUCUUCUUACUUCUACCCUCCGCUAGAUUAAUACAAGUGCAGAUUAAUCUUAUUCCUAAUGGCUUGUUUGUGCUCCUUUUUACCUUAAUUUUUUUUACUCGAUGGUUGUCCUUGCUAUAGAAUUUGUUUUGUUGUAUGUAUGUAGUAUCUACUCCCUAGGAAAGCUCGAUCCUAAUUGGAAUAUAAGAUUUUGUAUCCCAUUCUUUUUUGUAAAAUAUAUUUUUUAAUAGACAGCCAUUGUUAUUGUCA